This is a messenger RNA of Macroventuria anomochaeta, 1613 nucleotides long. RefSeq lists its product as uncharacterized. NCBI's taxonomy places the organism in Eukaryota, Fungi, Ascomycota, Dothideomycetes, Pleosporales, Didymellaceae. The record is from RefSeq and is a predicted model, not a curated record. Bases 1 to 1473 code for a protein of 490 amino acids. The transcript has a single exon.
AUGCCACCACCCUCUACAACCUCAGAACAUCGCACAGAUCCUGGUUGUUUGAGAGGCCCAUUGUUCUUCCAGCGUCUCGGUAACCUCGACCUUUUCAACAACCUGCUCUUCAACCGCGAGAGAGUAUAUCAGAGUCUCAGAAGAUUUUCGCCUAUACGGACGAAUGCUGUCAGUGAGGAAGAGCUAGUGCGUCGUCAGAGCGUCGAAAGUGAAGAUCACGUCAUCCAGUCCAUUGAACCUAAAGAAGAAGGCGAUCCUGCCCAAGAUGACCUGAUGUUGUCAUACCUGAAGAGUACCAAUAUGGCAGUGAGUAAACCGAGGGGAAGGCUGCCGAAGAAGGCUCCAGCUAAGGCGAAACCGAAGGGAAAGUUGGGUAUCGCUACAACCAAAAAGCGCAGCCCACCUGUGACUAGCAAGGCCGAACGUGCAUCGAAGAUCCAGAAGACCGUACCAAUAGCGAACAGCGGAAAGAGAGUGAACAGUAGAGGCGCAAGUGUCACCGAUGCAUAUAUCAUCUCAGACGAUGAUGACGACUUUGACCAGCCACCGCAAAAGAGCAGAACCGACAGCCUGACACCACCGCGUCAGACGCCAAAGAUCAACUCCCCGGGCAGCGAAGACGAUCUGAACCCAAUAGCAACACCCACACCAACAUCAACACAUAGCAACAACGUCGAAAACGAGCUGGUGCGCAUGAAGGUAGCACAUCUGAAAGAGCUAGAACAGCUUCGCCAACAGCUGAAUGCCUCUGAAGCGACGUUGAAGCAGAUCAAGGAAGAAGCUGAGCGAGAGCCUAUCGAGCUCCAAAGGCGGCAAAGUGUCACCAGCGACAAACAGAUGGCCGAACUCGAAGAAGACCUCGAAGCCGAAAGACGCAGGUCAAGUGCUCUUAGCAGGGAGUGCGAUCACCUACGUAAGGAGAUGGAGGCAGCCCGCAGCUGUCUGAAAGGAGAGGCAGAUCUAAUUCAACAGCGCGAUGAAUACGAACGGCUUCACAAGGAAGAGCAGGAUACAAAUGCCGACCUCAUGCGCGACUUAGUCGAGAAAGAUGAGGAGUCGACGCGCAAAGCAACUGAAAUGGUGAAAGAGAUGCAGCAACUAGCCAAACAAAUCGAGGAGCUUCAACGUGAAGCCACCCAACUGGUAAACGAAAACGCAGCUUUGAGGGAAUCCUCGUCGUCACAGGAUAACAAAGGUCGCUCAAGUGCCUCGCCCGCACCUUCGCAGUCGUCGUCAGCAUCCGACCAGGAGCAGAGGCUAGCGAACAUCCGCAAAACAUACAUCACCGUCAAGAAGCGAUACGACAACCUCCACUCAGUGGCUACGAACAUUUCCACCGCGACUCGAUCCUGGGACUAUGGCAGCUUUGGUGAGUUUGGACAGUAUCUCAGGCAGUUGAAGACUGCGUUGGAUGAGAAUGGACCUGAGGGUCAGGGAGCGGGAGCUGACAGUCAAGAGGCAGAGGUGGACUAGCUGAUGGCUGACUUGAUGGAACUUGCUUUUGGGAUGUGGCGUUCGCGUUUACCUACCACUCGGACAUGUACGCGUACUCCGAAUUUCUCAGAUAGGGACACAUUAGCAAGGCUAACUGUAUUUCUAAUCGUUGAGAUGUC